Molecule: messenger RNA, 960 nt
Organism: Volvox carteri f. nagariensis
Lineage: Eukaryota; Viridiplantae; Chlorophyta; Chlorophyceae; Chlamydomonadales; Volvocaceae
Exons: 9
Biological process (GO): maturation of 5.8S rRNA; maturation of LSU-rRNA
Cellular component (GO): nucleolus; preribosome, large subunit precursor
Molecular function (GO): rRNA primary transcript binding
Source: RefSeq, a predicted model, not a curated record
AGCGGCAUCCGUAACAAGCAGAAGCGCUCUGAGCUUUACCACAAGCUGAAGCACCAAAAGGAGGCAAGCGGGGCUAAAGAGCGGCGCAAGCGACAGAAGGACGCGGCACGCGCGGAGGAGUUGGGGCUGGAGCCGCCACCCAAACCCGUGCAGCAUACUCUUGAAAACACCCGCGAGGCGGAUGACACGAUGGUGGACCCAGAGGACGCGGAGGUCAUGGCGGACGAGAACGAUGACGAAUUUGCGGGUGUGUCCCACUUCGCCAACGCCCGAGCCCCCAAGGUGCUCAUCACGACGUCGUACAAGCCCUCCAAGAUCAUGUACACGUUCUUAUCGGAAAUGCUGGAGCUGCUUCCUUGUGCAGAGUACUACAAACGCAACGGCUUCCCGCUAAAGAAGAUCGUCAAGUUCGCCGCCAACCGGGACUACACCGAUCUGCUGGUGGUCAAUGAGGACCGAAAGCAGGCAGGAAUCAUCAACGGGCUACUUCUGGUGCACCUUCCUGACGGCCCCACCGCUCACUUCCGGCUGUCAAAUCUGAAGCUGGGCAAGGACAUAAAGGGACACGGCCGUACAACCUCCCACAAACCCGAGCUCAUACUCAACCACUUUGACACGCGGCUGGGACACCGACUGGGCCGCAUGCUGGCAUCGCUUUUCCCGCAGGACCCCCAGUUUCGCGGCCGGCGUGUGGUCACCUUCCACAACCAGCGGGACUUCAUAUUCGUGCGGCAUCACCGGUAUAUCUUCGAGGAGAAGGAGACCCGCGACUCGGGGGACGCCAAGGGGGACUCCGCCAAGAAGAAGAAGGCGGUCACAGCUCGACUGCAGGAGCUGGGGCCCCGCUUCUCCCUGAAGCUGCUCAGCCUCCAGAAGGGCACCUUCGACAGCCGCAACGGGGAGUUCGAGUGGCUGCCCAAGAAGGAGAACAAGACCAGCCGCCGCAGGUUCUUCCUGUGA